AUGACAUUUUUGGGACUAAGGGUACUGGAUGUCUUGUGGAAGCCUACCGUAAAUAUAGUGAGACAUAGAUAUCAUGCGGAUAAAACUCGCCUAGUAAGGAGGUACGGAUACAAAGAACAAAUUUGGAGUGGAGGUUUACUGCCCAGAGCCCUAGGGAAGCCUUUGCCAAUACCCGAGUAUAGACCAUCAAAUGCUUGGACUGAACGCAGAGCUCUUUUUGGACAAAAUGAUUAUAUUGACAUCCUUGGCCCAGGAGAUUUGCAUCCAGUUAAAACACUGUACACAGUUCCAUCUUGGAUUAGAGGUGUUAGUGGCAGCGAAUACCAUAUUCUUCUUCGUAAGAAGAAGAUGUGGUCAAAAACUGCUUCACCUGCGAUUCGCCCAACUAAAUGGAAAGAACUACAAAAAAGAAUUUCCUUCUUGUAUAGAAAGUUGAAUAGGAAAACAAAGACUGGAUUUUCGCCAGAUUAG
Molecule: messenger RNA, 471 nt
Organism: Arctia plantaginis
Lineage: Eukaryota; Metazoa; Arthropoda; Insecta; Lepidoptera; Erebidae
Source: the annotation of a GenBank genome assembly